AAUGCCCUUGUCACCAAAAAUUAACAUCAAUGGGAUCUUGGACAGUGACAGUGUUCCUGCUAUCAAACUUACCUACAUGGCCUCUGUCAGUCUGCAGUCACAUAUAUCAUGCUUUCUGUCUGUGAGAGAUGAGCUUGUGGUGGCCACUGAUGAUGGUUGCCUCAACAGGCUCAGGUGGACUGGGAAUAAGAAUGAGAAAGCCACUCUGCACUUCAAAGACAUACCUGUAUCGGCUGACCUUCAACAGUUUAGAGCCGCAAGACUGUCCCAUAGUGAUAGCCAUGUGGUUGAGAUGGAGUACAGUCCAACACUUGGUGGUUACAGCAUGGUCUUGUCUUCAGGCAGAGCUGUAUUCGUCAUACCCCCAUCCAGUAGAGGAGAGAAAACAAGUGCUCAUGGAGUUUGGGCUCAGGAAGUCAACAAUGCAGCUACAGUAGCUGUCAAUCACAGAUACAGGCUGAUUGCUUUUGGCUGUCACAGUGGAGAGGGUGUGGUCUUUCAUUUAGAUGAAGCAGUUGGAGCUUUAGAAGUGUCUCAUAAACUUGUUAUUUCCAGCAAGGAGUUUCCAGAUGCAGGUCACAUUGCUGGCUCCGUCACCUGCAUGAAGUGGACCCCUGAUGGCACAGCUUUGGCAAUGGUGUGGAAGAAUGGAGGGCUCUCUUUAUGGAGUGUAUUCGGUUCUUUACUCUUAUGCACCCUUGGAGGGGACUACAGUAGGCUAACUGACAGCGGCAGCUUGUUUCCUCCUCCAAUAAUAUCCAUGGAGUGGGGUCUGGAGGGCUAUCAUCUGUGGAUGGUAGCAGCUAACAGUACUGACCCAGGCAGUGGAAGGGAAAGCCCACCACAGACUGACUCCAAGGAAAGUUCUUUCUCGGAUGAGAUGGAGAAAAAUGUCAAUGUUAAGAAAAGCGAGUAUGAAGAUAACAAAGUGUCUGAAGACAGAUCUCGGAAGUCCUCCACUCAGCUCCUGCAGUUUCAGUUUGUCAAGAGUGCUCUCACUGUUAACCCAUGUAUGGGCAACCACGAACAUGUCUUUCUGCAAGGUGAGGAUAAACUGUACAUGAGCACGGGCGACACAAUGUCACGGGGCAGCUCACAGUACCACAUGGCUAAAGGGAAUAACACAGCCAUUAAUGCAGGUCAUUGCUACAUCGGAAACAAGCAGUGGCAAGUGAUUCCUAUCUCACACAGCUACCUGGCCUCCAACUGGCCUAUACGGUAUGCAGCAGUUGACCUGGCUGGUCAGUGUGUUGCUGUGGCAGGCAAGACUGGGUUUGCCCACUAUGCUUUGUUUAGCCGCAAAUGGAAGCUGUUUGGAAAUGAGACUCAGGAACGGGACAUGGUUGUGUCCGGAGGCAUCACCUGGUGGAACAACUUUGUCUGUCUGGCAUGCUUCAACAUCCAGGGCCAGAGAGAUGAGCUGAGGUGCUAUCCCAGGACAUGCAAACUAGACAACACCUUUGCCCAGGUUUACAGUUUGCAGUCCCAGGUGUUGCUGUUGAACACCUUUAGAGACAUGCUGAUUGUGUUCUGUGCUGAUAGUCAUGUAGCCAUGUUUAACUUGGAGAGGAGGAAUGUGCAGUCAAAUCCCUCAGUUAUCAUCACCAAAGUCCAGGAGAUCUCCCUGAGUAGUUUCAUUCCCCACCCCCUUUGUGUUGCUGGUCUUACCUUGACAUCUUUAGUCUCAGAGUCAGGUAGUUCCAAGCUCAGCCCAUCUGCCAAAGAAGCAGAAUCAAUGCUGGUUAAUGUUUCAGGAAAGUUAUUAAUGUUUCAGCGAGACAGAACUGGUCCCCAGAUCAAAGAGGAAACAAGCAAAAUUCGGCCGGUCCCGUUUUGCAACCCCUCUGUUGUGGCGACAUCUGUAGAAAAUUUGUGGACAACAACCAGAGCAAACGUGGGGAAGAUUCAGCUAAUGGAGGCAAUGUGGCUAGGCUGUGGUUCCCAUGGCAUGAAGGUUUGGCUUCCGCUGUUUCCUCGUGACGAAGGGAAGACACAUAAUUUUAUGUCGAGGCGCAUCAUGUUGCCUUUCAGAGUGGAUAUUUACCCAUUAGCUGUACUUUUUGAAGAUGCUGUUAUUUUGGGAGCUGCAUGUGAUGUCGUCUCAUAUACCAUGUCCUCAUCUGCUCAACACCACACAGAUAUGCCAUUUUGUACAUUAGAACGAACUAGUCAAAUUUAUCUUCAUCAUAUACUCAGACAAUUGCUCAGGAGAAACCUUGGGGUGAAUGCCCUGGAUUUAGCUCGUAGUUGUAAAGAGCUGACUUAUUUCCCUCAUGUGUUAGAACUACUCCUACAUGAGGUCUUGGAGGCUGAAGCCACAUCAAAGGAACCUAUACCAGAUCCCUUGCUACCAAGAGUGGUUGCAUUUAUUCAGGAGUUUCCAGAAUUCCUUCAAACUAUUGUCUACUGUGCAAGGAAGACUGAGGUAGCUCUCUGGCCUUACCUGUUCUCCACUGUUGGAAACCCUAAAGAUUUAUUUGAGGAGUGUUUGAUGAAUGGAGACUUAGAAACAGCUGCUACUUACCUCAUCAUUCUUCAGAACCUGGAGAAACCUAUCAUCAGCAGACAGCAUGCGACUAUUCUCCUUGAUUCAGCAUUGGAGAAAGGUUCAUGGGAGUUGUGUAGGGAUCUUGUCCGAUUUCUCAAGGCAAUAGCUUUUCAGACCACGCCACCGCUGUCACCCACUGGCCAUAGCACCUACAACUACAGCAAUGUCAGCAAUGUAGGAAGGAUGAGGACUGCCAGUAUAGUGGAAGCCAGAGAGGUCAAGUUGGUUCAGAAGGAGAAAGCCAAGUACACCAUGUCAGACUCAUUUGUCACCACUGGGAAAAGGCCAUCUGGAAAAACCAAACUGACGGAACCCACAGCAGAGCAGGUCUACAUUGACAUGAUCUUGUGCCGUCAUGCCCGAAAACUGUUGGCAUCCAACCAAAUCAGGACACUGGGUUAUUUUGCUGCAAACAUGGAAGAUUUCCAGUUUGUUUCCUGGCUCAAGAGGGAAAGGGUACGAGCUGGAAAAGUUGAGGAUUUUGUAACAGCCCUGAGAGAUCUCCAUUCACAGUUUGAGUGGCCAAUGCCGGUCCUAGCAUCUACUGCAUUACAUCAGUUGCGAAGAUCUCUUGCAGCAUCAUCAUCAUCUUUAUCAUCAUCACUGUUGGAUGAUGACCUCCUUGGACUUGGCAGUGAGAGUGGUCAGAGGAUCACCCCGGAUUCUCAUAUGACAAAAUCAGCUUUGGGGUCAGCCAUUGACACAAGACUACACCAGCCCUUGUCAGAGCAAGUUCUAUCUCAGGUUGGCUCGGACGAGAUUAUACUCAAACCUCAAAACCUCAGAACUGAGGAAAGUAGCUUUGCUACUAUGGAGAUAUCAGACACAAGUUCUCUGCUGGGAGAAUUUGAGGUGGUUACUGAUGCAGCAGUGGGAGGCGACCCGCAGUUCCUGCAGGGGAUUGAGGGAAUGUCUCAAGAAUUAGCCUCCACGAGAGGCCCUGAGCAGGCUCAUCUGGAAUUGGAGUAUUUAUUACAUAUCAUGCAAGAGGCAGGUUGCCUGGAGUGGGCUUUGAUCCUAGCUAUAAUGUUGCGAGACCACUCUGCCGUCAUUCGAGUCGUCAACACGGCCAGCCAGACAGAAACUCCCCUAGAUAUGGUGGCCAGGAUGCGGGAGGGGCUCAGUUAUCUAGAGCUGUGGGCGGACACAGAAUGCUUGGGCUACAGACCUUUCCUGCAUCAGAUCCGAGGAGAGAUUGAAAAACUGAGCAGGCUCCUGGAGACCUCCUCAGGGAGCUUAAGCCUGGAUGUAGCAGGCAUCCCAGAGUCUCAGUCAGUAGACGAAGGAACCUUGUCACCGGGAGUCCAGUCCAUACAUUCUGACAUUGAUUCCAUUAUCAGCCAGCAGGAAAACCCCACUCGUCAAAAGAACGACUGCACCAUUUCUUGA
Candidula unifasciata is the source of this 3937-nucleotide messenger RNA. The record is from the annotation of a GenBank genome assembly. Lineage: Eukaryota; Metazoa; Mollusca; Gastropoda; Stylommatophora; Geomitridae.